UUGGGACCCACGCCUAUGACGGUAUACGGAGCAUCCUCCCGUUUGUCUGAACUUGGGUCUCAGCCGACAUGGAGCAGGACAAUGAGCAGCAGGCUAUGCACCAGCCUCCCACGGAUAAUAAGAUGUUGGUGCCAGUGUCGCAUACGCCCGGGUCUUCUGGAAACAGCCAAUUUCAUCAGCCACCAACCACUCAGUACUUACCAGAGAUGAUGAGGCCCUAUAUGGUAUCAGCUGAGGAAUUCAGAUGCAAUGAGGGAGAGUGGCAGUCACAGCUCAUUAGCUCCCUACCUGAGCAUGGUGCCCUGUGCCCCUCCCAGCUGACUCCUGUACCUUCCCAGAAUUAUUGUCAAAGAUCUAUUGGGAGGGGAUCCCAUGUGAUGCCAGUCAAUUCAGGUACUCUGGGAGUGACCAUUUCCUUCAGUGAGAAUCUGAUGUCUCGUGGCCUGCCAAGUCCAGCUUCCUGUGGAAUCUCCAUGAUGGCUCACAGUAGUGCCCCAACAAUGCCUUAUUCAGUACCCCCAACAGUACCUGCCACCACGGGCUCUUUAAAACAUGGAAUAUUGUUGGUCCCAGGCAUGGCUUCCUCUGGGACCCAUGCUGUGACCCCCUUUAUGGAUCAGAUGUUGCCCUCGGUCAAUCCCUGCAAUCCUGAGAUGCACCCAGCUAGGUUCCAGACAUUGCUAUCUUUAGACUCCCAAGAUUCACUUGUGACCCAGUCAAAUGCCCAGGAAGAACCUUUCGUAUGUGAGCAGCCCACACCUGCUCCACAGGAGACAGAGAGCCCCAGUACUUCAAGACAGGCAACCAGGAGACAGUCCCCAGUUUCAAGGCCUUACGUCUGCUCAUAUGACAACUGUGGAAAAGCUUAUACCAAGCGCUCUCACCUUGUGACUCACCAACGCAAACACACAGGUGAGAAGCCCUAUGCAUGUGACUGGAAAGGUUGUACAUGGAAGUUCUUCCGCUCUGAUGAGCUUGGACGACACAAACGGAUCCAUACCAGAUAUCGACCA
Molecule: messenger RNA, 1013 nt
Organism: Mastomys coucha (southern multimammate mouse)
Lineage: Eukaryota; Metazoa; Chordata; Mammalia; Rodentia; Muridae
Gene: Klf17
Product: Kruppel like factor 17
Exons: 3
Biological process (GO): regulation of transcription by RNA polymerase II
Molecular function (GO): DNA-binding transcription factor activity, RNA polymerase II-specific; RNA polymerase II cis-regulatory region sequence-specific DNA binding
Source: RefSeq, a predicted model, not a curated record